UUCAGGCAAGUAAAAUGUCUCAGUGGAGGGCAGCAACGAAGAGUUUCUUUAGCGGCAGCUCUGGUUCACGAUCCAGAGCUGCUCAUUCUUGAUGAGCCCACUGUUGGAGUUGAUCCACUUUUACGGCAGAACAUUUGGGGCCAUUUGGUGGAAAUCACUAAACAUGGAAGGAAAACAGUGAUUAUCACUACCCAUUACAUAGACGAAGCUCGGCAAGCACAUUUGAUUGGCUUAAUGAGAGGCGGAUAUUUUCUCGCCGAAGAAUCGCCGGAACAGCUCAUCGUCCAAUUCGGAGCCGAAAGCCUGGAAGAUGUCUUCCUGAAGCUCAGCGUCAUUCAAAAUAUGGGAAAACGACGACGGUCCAGCAUUCUUCAGAGCGUUACGGAUGCGAUUCCGAUUCCAGCAGGAUCAGUAAACGAAGGAGCGAUUCUGGACGACGAAGUUGGGGAAAUUUCAGGAGAAUUUGGCGAUAACACUUCAAUGUCCGGAAGAUCAGCCAGGCGGGUUUCAAUUGCACCGGAUGCAUCUGUAGAAACGAUACCCCCAGAACUCCCUCCUGAAGAGGAGACGGAAGUGAAGUGGACCGACUAUUUGAAGAUAGUAAAAUGGUCGCACAUGCGAGCAUUGGUUUGGAAGAACUUCUUAUGGAUGUGGAGGAAUAUCCCGGUCAUGACUUUUAUUAUUGGAUUGCCAGUGGGCCAAAUGAUUCUGUUCUGCCUUUCUAUUGGACAUGAUCCGAACGAUGUCACCCUAUCAGUGGUUAAUAAUGAGAUCAACUAUCCGAUGGAACGUUGCGAGUACAAGGCAGGUUGCAACGCUUCCUAUCUAAGUUGCAAUUAUCUGGAUUAUAUUUCUAACAAUUACUCCCUCAUAAUGAACUACUAUGCAACAGAAGCAGAAGCCCGGCAAACUGUUGAGAAAGGCAAGUCCUGGGCCAUGCUGGUGGUGCCAAACAAUUUCUCAGAUUCCUUACGAUCAAGAAUAGACAACGGUAAAGAUACACCUUCAUGGGACUUGGCUGGAAGCGUCAUUGAUGUGUUUUCUGAUAAGUCGAAUGAAAAUAUUGCCACAUUUAUUACAAGAGAUCUGUUGUUUGGACUGGAGGGCUAUGCCAAGAGCUUUCUGAAGCAAUGCGACAUUGAUCCCAAAGUGUUUGGAAUACCAAUAAAGUUCGAAACCCCCAUCUACGGAUAUGGAUCACCAGACUUUACCGACUUUGCGGCACCAGGAAUAAUUUUAACCAUCAUCUUCUUUAUGGCUGUGGCACUCACUUCCGGAGCAAUGUUAAUGGAAAGGAAUGAAGGAAUCCUGGAGCGAACGCUAGUCAAUGGAAUUACUGGCACUGAAGUACUUUUCUCCCAAGUUAUCACCCAAUUUGUUGUAAUGUUCGGUCAGACGACCAUGGUGCUGGUGUUCGCUUUCCCAAUAUUUCAACUCACACAAAAUGGAAACUGGUUCAACCUCUUCAGUUUGACCAUUUUGUCGGGUGUUUGUGGAAUGUGUUUUGGAUUUGUUGUUUCAUGCGUCUGCGAAAAUGAACGUUCCGCCACUUACAUGGCUUUGGGCAGCUUCUUACCCAUAGUGAUGUUGUGUGGAAUUAUUUGGCCUAUUGAAGCUAUGAGUCCGUACUUAACUUGGGCUUCCACUUGCCUACCAUUAACCCAAGCGACAGAAAGUUUGAGAUGCAUUAUCGCCAGAGGAUGGGGCAUUCAAGUUCCGGCAGUUUACUAUGGAUUUUUGUCAAUUACCUUAUGGAUUUGCAUCUUUUUGACAAUAAGUAUACUGGUGCUCAAGUUUAGGAAAGGCUAAACGCGUUAUUUAUUUAUUGUUCGUACACAAUCAAAUAGUGCUGUAGGAUGUUUUCAAUUGACUUUUUACGGUUCCCAGGAUGUUUUGUAUUUUACGCUUAGGAUGUGAUUAAACUGUUUUUAAGGAGAGAAACGAUUUUGAUCAAUAAAAAAUUUUAGUUUUA
Molecule: messenger RNA, 1972 nt
Organism: Dendroctonus ponderosae (mountain pine beetle)
Lineage: Eukaryota; Metazoa; Arthropoda; Insecta; Coleoptera; Curculionidae
Product: ABC transporter G family member 20-like
Exons: 10
Biological process (GO): transmembrane transport
Cellular component (GO): plasma membrane
Molecular function (GO): ABC-type transporter activity; ATP hydrolysis activity; ATP binding
Source: RefSeq, a predicted model, not a curated record